Messenger RNA from Strongylocentrotus purpuratus (purple sea urchin), 5037 nucleotides. RefSeq names its product low-density lipoprotein receptor-related protein 5-like. The coding region runs from base 26 to 3637 and encodes 1203 amino acids. Gene Ontology annotation, molecular function: serine-type endopeptidase activity. The transcript has 18 exons. Gene Ontology annotation, biological process: proteolysis. The record is from RefSeq and is a predicted model, not a curated record. Lineage: Eukaryota; Metazoa; Echinodermata; Echinoidea; Camarodonta; Strongylocentrotidae.
UGUUGCCUCUCGAACCAAGCUUUCCAUGUACCCGAGUAAUUUUCCCGACAUUACCAUCCCUGAUGAUUUCAACAUCACGAACAUGUUAGUAAACCGAAAUCACGCCGUCGCGCUCGCCGUUGACCUCGAAGACGGCUUGGUGUUCUACAGCGAUGUUGCAUCAAAGGCCAUCGGAAUGGCGAGCUUGAGGGUGGGCUCGACUGUCCGCUACAUCACGGGAGCGACCGGCUCAGUCGAAGGCAUGGCUGUUGACUGGUUGACGAAGCAUCUAUACUGGACAGAUAAUCCUCGUGGAACCAUCGAAGUAUCUCGCUACGACGGAUCCUACAGGACAACUCUUCUUAAAGACAAGGUACUCAGACCACGAAGUAUUGCCAUCGAUCCUGCCAAAAAAGUCAUGUUUUGGACAGAGUUUGGACCGCCUACUCAGAUUGAACGAGCCUCUUUGGACGGUACAGGAAGGAUGGAAAUUAUCGGUCCCACUCAAGGGGUAGGCCAAAUGAGUGGUCUUGUCAUUGACUACAAAGAAAAAAGACUUUACUUUGCCGACAUCGCUCGAGGGAUUAUCAGCAGUGUUGACUAUGACGGUGGAGGAAUUAGACAGGUCAUUUCCAAACCAAACUCGUUAUUUUUCGAGGUCACCCUUUACAAGGAUUACAUCAUGUGGACUGAACUUGGACCGAACCAGGGAAUAUUCAUAAGCAACAAGGAGACUGGUGAAGCAGUGAGAGCAUUUCCAAUGACAGAAGAGGUGUAUGGUAUCACCAUGUAUGCGGAUACAAGGCAGAAAAUAAUUCACAAUCCAUGCAGAUCUUACAAUGGUGGAUGUCAACAGCUAUGUCUAAACUCUUACGAGCAGACGAAUGGAUAUGUUUGCCACUGCUCAAUGGGCUACUAUUUAGCAGACAAUGGCAGGGACUGUCACUCAGAUUUGGUAGAUCAUGAUUUCCUCCUUGUAACGGACACGUAUCAUCGGGGUAUCUACCAAGUUGAUCUCUACUCAAACUUUAAACCGGAAGCACUACGAUUGAAUGGGGUCAAAAAUCCCAUCGGUAUUAGCUUCGAUCCCGUGGAAAGGAUGGUGUACUGGACAGACGUCGAAAAGCGGGAAGUAAACCGCGCGUCUCUAGAUGGUAGCCGACAAGACACUAUAGCCAUAGAAAACAUCGGACAACCAGACGGCAUUGCAGUGGAUUCCAUCUCGAAGCUGGUGUAUUGGUCGGAUCUUGCAACACGUUCUAUAUCUGUAUCUACCCUUGAUGGCUCAGACCGUAAAACGCUGGUUACAAACAUCGCUAAACCCAGAGCAAUCGUUCUGCAUCCUGUUGAAGGGAUAAUGUUUUGGAGCGACUGGCGGAGUAGUACUGUGAUUGAACGGUCGUACAUGGACGGUGACAUGCGCAGAGUCAUCAUAAACACAGGCUUAAGAUGGACUAAUGGGUUAGCCAUUGACUUUGAAGAAAAUCGUCUCUACUGGUGUGAUGGUGGUCUAGAUGUGAUUGAGUCUAGUGACUUCUCCGGUCGUGACCGCCGCGUCGUUCUCAACCUCGGUGACGGACGUCACGCCUUCGGAAUAUCGGUCAUCGAUCAGUCGGUCUACUGGACGGACUGGAUGGUCAAGGGUUUGCUGAAGGCGGACAAACUAACCGGACAGAAUAACGUGGUGCUUGGUAAAAGAGACUUUACGAGACCAAACGCCCUCUUUGUGGUCACCAACGCGUCUCUUCCAUCAGGAAUCAAUUCAUGUUCUGAGAACAACGGAGGCUGUUCAACUCUCUGCUUGCCGACAGCCAUUGGUAGAUCAUGCGCUUGCGCAGAUGGAGUAGAUUUGGCACAAGAUGGUUUAACAUGCGUCUCAGAACUGGACAUUCAGUGUCCACUAGACUUCAUAUAUGGAGGCGUAGAGGAGUCAUGUGACAGAUCAGCCGGAAGUACUUGCUCGGUCAUAUGUUACUCAGGUCUCGUUCCGGCCGUGGAUUACGUCAUCUGCCAGAACUCGGGAAGCUGGGACAUACCACGAAGUGCUAUUUGCAGAGAGGAGCAAUGCGAGGCAUUGGAUGUGCCAAACCACGCCAUAUUCUCAGGGCCAUGCAACCCACCGUAUGAUCAGGGCAAGCUGUGUAUCUUAGAAUGUGAACCCGGCUACGUCAGAACGAGCGGGAAACCAAGACGAGUAUGCGCGCACGGUGGAGAAUGGCUUGGGACACCAAUCGUCUGCGAAGAAAUGGUAGAACCGCCGCCCGAGGGUGAAUGUAGCAGUGAACUGGCCUUCCAGGAGACCCCCGAAGACUACUCACCCGUACAGGACGACCUGGUCCAACAAUCCUGCACUACCAACUCACCGCAGGCCGAUAUCACGUGGUACAAAGAUGGCGUCCGACUCAUGACAGGUUCUGUUAACGGAAUCUACAUACUCCCUUCUAAUGACCUCCUUAUUCCUGGUUUUGACACUCAUCACCAAGGUCACUACGCAUGCGUGGCUUCCUUUUCAGGUCGAGAAUGCUUAAGAGUGGAGGUUGACUUUGCUUUCGAUCCAUACCGCCAUUUUGAAGCCGUUCCCGCCAACGCGUCCUUGGACGUUGGUGAUCACCAUCUGUUUGAAUGUCAAGCCCAGUCAGCCAUUGACUCCGUCACCUGGUGGAAGGAUGGUUCAAGAGUCCAUCAAACAGACCAAAUCAUUCUGAUUUCAGGAGGAAGCCUUCUGAUAAGGAACCUUGUUCGUCAAGACUCGGGCAAGUACACAUGUAUCGUAUCCGACCAACGGGGCAAUCAAAGGGGAAAGGCUUAUGCCUGGCUCACCGUAGCAGAUACAAUGAACCCGCCCACCAUUAACAUAACAGAAGUUUGUGGGACAGUCACAUCCCCUGAAGCCACAAUGUUCACCACCCCGGGACCCAGGGAUGGUAGAGUGGUAGGUGGGCAGCAGUCCCUCCCUGGCUCUGCUCCUUAUAUGGGUCGUAUUUGGCACAAAGCAGACCGAACUUUCGUAUGCGGCGCCACACUGCUGAACCAGCGAUGGGUCAUUACUGCAGCCCAUUGCAUCGUCCUCUACCAGCUCCAAUUUCGUGACAUUCUUCUCUACUUCGGCGACCACGACACCCUGACGAGCGAAGACCAUCAGGUCAUUGCCGAGGUCGACCAGAUCAUCCAGCACGAAGACUUCGACGAAGAAAGCUUUGACAAGGACAUCGCUCUCAUCCGCCUCAAGCAACCUUUUGCGGAAUUCACGGACUACAUUCGCCCGAUAUGCAUUCCACCUGCCUGGUUGGCUAAAAUGCUACUGCAGCCCGACAUGAUGGGAAGAGUAACGGGUUGGGGGCAGAUCGCAGAGGGCGGGCCAUACCCAAGGUAUCUUACAGAGGUUGACCUGCCAGUCGUUAAAAGCAAGAAGUGUAAAGAUGCCACCACUUUUGAGGUGACGAGGUACAUGUUCUGCGCGGGGUACGCCAGUGCUGAGGAGAAGAAAGAUGCGUGCCAGGGGGACAGUGGUGGACCCUUUGCCAUGCUUCAUGAAAACAGGUGGUAUCAGCUAGGGAUAGUGAGCUGGGGAGAAGGUUGUGCAAGGGAUAGCAAGUACGGCUAUUACACCAAGAUCUUACGACUCCACUCUUGGAUUGACAGGAACAUCUCAGAUUAGUCCUAUCAUAAUCCAGCAUGUCUUGCCACUAUAAUUUUGUGUCACAUCGUUUAUUCGACGGGAAUGUGUGAGAUGUUGAACAGAAAAGCGUUGAUGCCUGUAAACGUGAGAUCAUAAUCAUGCAUUAAAUAUAGUCAUUAUAAAACACAUGUAAACAUUUUAAAUAAAAUAGUAAAGAAAUGAGACAAUUAACAUGAGAUGAAAUAGUUGUUUCACCUUUACAUAGAAAGACGUGCUCUUUUACCAUUUUAACUGUUACAGUACGAUAAUGUUUCAUGUAGACAUACGUUUAUGCUGCUAUAGUUGCUGUACUUCAAAAUAUAUUUUCUAGAAACUUUAAACUAUUGUGCACUUCAAAGACUACUUAUUGUUUCUUUUAAUAGAAAUUUAAAAAAGGGCGGCUCUGCAGAGGCUUGGUUUAUGUACGAAAGGAAAGUGAAUACUGGAGGUAGUCUCGUGGCUUAUUAUUUUUAUCAGGAAGGUAUCGUUAUCUUAAUUGCAUCGUUCUUCCCAGGUUUAUAAAUAGUUAGGCGAACGAGUACAAUCGUCAUACAUAUAUAUUUGAUUGUGCGUAUGUGCAAGAACCCCCUCCCCCAUGAAGUAAAGAGAGAGUGUGCACACUGCCACACUGACUGGGGAAAUAACUGCAAUGUAAAGCGCCUUUAGGACAGUUAUUAGGCGCUUUUCAGUGUUUUUGAUUAAAUCAACCACUUAAAAACUAUUUUUUUUAGAUAUCUCAUUAUGAUAAUUUGUAGAUAUAAUAAGAAUAAGAAACUGUUAUAUCUGUUUCAUAAAUGGGAAAGGUGAAAACUAGUCAUGAAAAGUUCUUGGUUCACCGUAUAAUUUGGAUACGACUGAGUGUGACUGAUUCUACAUCAACAUAGGCCUCAUACUAUUACAAUCAUCAACAGAUAUUAGAAGAACGUCUUAUAUCGAAGUAAAUAUUGAAUCAUCUAUUACUGUAUAUUUAUCAAUUUGUUGAUGAUAGGAUGUCCUUUCAUUUUGAGCUCAGACCAUGAAUGUUGAAUUAAAUCCGGUUUUGUAAUUUCGAUACAAUUCUACGAACCAUGCUCAAGCACAUAAAUGUUCCAUGGUCAAUUCUGUUACAUUGAUCGAAAUCAUGGUCAGGCGUAGAUUAUUAUAUUACCUCCUUUCACUCUAGUCUUUUCCUUCUAUUCUUCCACUCCAAUUUCUCCUUUUCUUAAUCUUUUUUUAUUUCUACAUGAGAUUUCACACCUAUUAUCGCGUUAUGAUAUUAUUACCUUUGAUCGAUCUUCCAAUUAUUCUUUUAAUGAUGUCUCAUUGAAUCCUGUUUGUGAUGAUACUUUACAAUCUUCAUUUUGUAAUAUGAUAGUUUGAUGGAUAUCAGAAGUAAUAAAUCGUUAUGUUUUCAAUCUUGA